AAACCAACUGCCGAGCAGUGAGGGACGGUGACGAGGUAGAGAGUUCAGAUGUGUUAGACGAAGGGUUUUUAAUGCGCUUCCGAGCCCGACUGCCGCUACGUGCGAGAGGCUGUGCGAUAGCGACGACGGAGCUACGACGACCAUCGCGGGACUUUCGCGUACGAGAAGGCCCGGUACAUCCGGAUAAAAACCUUCUGCGGCGUGAGAGCUGCGUAGGAGCGAGUAGAAGAAGAGGCGGAGGAGGUGGAGGUGGCGGAGAGCAGAUCGCGGAGAAGGUUCUGGCGAGAGGCUGACGACGAGCCUCUCAUCGACGGCAAGGCUUGGCUGCUCGGUUAUUGAGGAGAGGAAGGCACCCCGGCGAAGAAGAUCACCGCCGAGAGAGUUGGAAAGAGAGAGAGAGAGAAAGAGAGAGAGAGGGAGAGAGAAAGGGGAAAAAUCAGCGCGGAGGAUGACCGAUUGAGAGAAAGUGCAGUGUCAAAGUCUGUGAUAGUAUUUAUUCAAAAAGCAACAACAGCAACAUCAUUAUCAGCAGUAGCACCUGUGGACGUGUCAUCAUCGUUCGUGCGAGAAAGAGUACGAACAAUCGCGCGCGGAGAGAGAAAGAGAGAUAGAGAUAGAGAUAGGCUUUAUAUAUUUAUUUAUAUCUGUGAUAUCGACGCUGAUAUACAUCGACCCUCUGCGCGAUAGAGAGAAAGAGAAAGAAAGAGAGAGGCGAGCGGCGCGACAGCGAAGAUCCAGAGGGAGAGAGAGAGAGAGAAAGAGGAAGAUCGCUUCGAAGGAAGAUUAUAUCAGUAUCUUAGUGGAUAGGCUUUUUUGUAUAUACGACUGACUCUUUUUUAUAAUUAUUGCUACCGGUGCGAGUUAUACGGAAGCGGAAAACGCGCGCUCGGACAGAUCUCUCGGACAGCAGUGAACCGACUCUUCGAUCUUACGCGGACAAUCGCCUACGAGAGCGUCCAGAACACGAGCGAAAACAUGGUGGAGAAGAUCCUGGAGGAGAGAGAGGACGGCAGUCAGGCAGCCGAACGAGGCGAUGGCACUUGCCGGGAUGUAGCCACGACGGGGGAGUCCAUGAGUGCGGUGCAGGCCCGUCAGGAAGAGGCGAGACGUAAAAGGCGCAGGAAGAGACGUUCCGGGUCAUCUGUGCUGUCCUCUUGCUUCCAAGAACUGUACAAAUUGACCGGAGAGGUCCUCGGAGAGGGUGCUUACGCGUCGGUCCAGACUUGUACAUCCCUCUAUACGGACCUCGAGUAUGCCGUGAAGAUCAUUGAUAAGAUCCCCGGACACGCGCGUGCCAGGGUGUUCAAGGAGGUCGAGACGUUCCACCAUUGCCAAGGCCACCCGAACAUCAUACAGUUGAUCGAGUUCUUCGAGGACGAGGAGAAGUUCUACCUCGUAUUCGAGAAGGUCAACGGCGGCCAGUUAUUGAAUAGGAUUCAAGAGCGAGUUCACUUCACUGAGAGGGAGGCGAGCCAAAUCGUCAAGGAAAUUGCGAGCGCGCUCAACUUUCUUCACAAGAAAGGGAUUGCCCAUAGAGAUCUCAAACCCGAGAACCUCUUGUGCGUGUAUCCGGACAAGUUGACGCCGAUCAAGGUAUGCGACUUCGAUCUUGGAUCAGGCAUCAAGUUCAACAACUCGCUGUCUAGUCCUGUGGCAACGCCGCAGCUUCUGACGCCGGUGGGCAGCGCCGAGUUCAUGGCGCCGGAGGUGGUCGAGGCUUUCAUCGGCGAAUCCAAUUAUUACGACAAGCGUUGCGAUCUCUGGAGUCUCGGCGUUAUCAUGUACAUACUGCUUUGCGGUUAUCCGCCUUUCUAUGGAAACUGCGGCGCCGAUUGCGGCUGGAGCAGGGGUGAAAAUUGUCAGGCCUGUCAGGAAAUGCUUUUCACCAGUAUUCAGGAGGGCAGAUACGACUUUCCCGACAGCGAGUGGAGAUGCAUCUCCGAGGACGCAAAAGAUUUGAUCAGAGGCUUGCUCGUCAAGAACGCCCACCAGAGGCUCAGCGCCGAUAGUAUUCUGAAACAUCCCUGGAUCAAUCCCGGGCCGACUUCCGUCGAGACUGGUGAUCGAUCACUUACCACGCCUCAUAUCAUAAGGAGGAACAACUCCGCUCGAGAACUCUCAGCUUUCGCUGAGUCUGCAAUGGCUGUGAAUCGUGUGGUACUUCAGCAUUUCUCUCUAAACCUCGAGGAUUUGGCGGAAAACCGAGAGCCCAGACUGUCCACGUCGUCAACCGACGACGACAAUCAUCCGUACGGUCACAUUUCCGACUCUAGCAGCGAGCUGUCCGAGAACAGUAAGCACUUCACGACCCAUUCCUCCAGCGAGUUCGAUGGUACGCGACAAAAGUCAUGCUCCGUGCACACCAGCGUCGACCUGAACGACCCUAAGAUCAUCGGCAAGGAUCGCGUCAUCGACAAAGACUCGCUGCAGAACUUGUUCGGGCUUUCACCGCCGAUCGAGAGUCGUUUGAUGCAACGCCGUUUGAAGGCUCGCUCGGAUCUGCUUGAACGUCAGACCGGCAAAGCGGUAAUUGCGUCACCGAGUGGCUGAGAGGUCGCUAUAAAAUCCAUCACCCUUUCUUGCUACAGUAUCACUUGUCUCUUUGUAGUUACACGAGAAUACGAACGAUGUACAAUACUUUUUCCAACGGCUUAGGAAGCUAAACGUAGCGUAAGUCGAGUCUUUGAUUCUGCGCGGAUAACGAGAACAGGCUCAAUCAUUUACGAUAGUGACGACAGCGAUAAUAAUUGUAAAAGUAUUUGCCGCGGGAAUAAUCGAAAACGUAAUAUCAUCGUUGUCUGUUUUUUUUUCAGUAGCUGUAAGCUUCUUUUGUUUUUAAAUUCUCCUUUUUAGCAGACGGUUUGAUGAUAACCAGAUUGUUUUUAUUUCCAACGUAAAAGAUUUGCAUCCCAUUCAAUUUCAAAUUAAUUGAUAACGCGAUAGUUAUGACAUUAUAUGUAGCAUAACUAUUAAAAUAAUGUGUAUAAAGAAAAUGUAAAGUGUAAAAUAUAAAACAGAGAUAAGGAAAAUGUACGUUCUCCUACAGAACAUAAAUCUUAAUUGUAAUGUAACAAAAGUGUGCGCUGUAAACGCAUUGAAAACAAAAAAAUGUACUUUGCUGUGGUAUGUUAGGACGACAUUUGUCACAAUUUGAGUAAAAAGAUAAUCAUACCGCAGUUUGACCUCGAUCAUCGACGUUGCGCGCCGCGCGUAAUUUUUCUGUCGCAUCUUUUGGAAAUAAAAGCAAGUCUGAUUUCAUCCAACAUUAUAUCUCGCUGCGUGUUAUUCGUUUGUCACGCAGUUAUAUGUUGCAUUGUACAGUAAUACAGAGCUACACAACACGCGCAUCGUUGUACCAUCAUUCAUAGAUACGUAUAGCGGAUUUUGAAUAAUUCAUUUAUCCACACAUCGACAUCGCAUGCAGCGAAUCAACAUCGCGGAAAGCAUGCCGAAAAUAAAUCGGAUGUACAUUGAGGCAUCAAUCGAUGUUUAUCAUCGUAAUCUGAUCUUUUUCGAUACAUGUAACGUACGUUGAAGAUACAUAUGCGCGUUCAUGUGUGUAGGUAAAUUAAAACGGAAAGAAAAAGGAAAGAUAUAUAAGAUCCUCGUAAGAUCGUGAUAAUUUGUGCGCACUCUCGAAUGCACGAUCAAAUUACGUAAAUGUCAUUUUUACUUUUACUGUUCGUCACGAAUUUUUCAAAUAAAAAGAAAAAGUCGACAGACGCAACCGAUGCAAGGCGAAAAAAUGUUCCUUUUAUUGCUCUUUUGAUGUUUCAAGUAUAUUCGAGCCAUAACAUGUUUCUCGAACGGAGCAAACGGGUGAGGGUGCCUCAGCCCACAGGUGCAGAUUAUAGUUUGCUCAUACUAGGUUAAUAGAAACGCGAUAGAUUGUAAGUCAGGAAGAUUUCAAACCGAAAUUCGGGAGGUAGAAGUUACGGUGGAAGUGGAUUACAAAGAGAAUGGCCACAUGAUAAAUCUGUUUAGAAUUUCUAAAUUGUAAAAUUGUAAAAUGUUUCUAUUAAUUAGCACGUUACAUAUUUUUCUAGAAUUUUAUUGACUAAAAAUUGGUCAUUUUUAACGUCACUCCAUUCACUAAUACUUUAUGUUUUUUUUUGUAUAAAUUGUUUAUCUUUCUCGAAUUUUCUUCAUUCUACUUUAUAAUUCCGCGUAAAUUGCACACUUUGAUUUGAAUAGAAAUAAAUUGUCGAUAUUUGUUUUCCUUGCUUUAUAUUUUAGAACAAACAGGAUAAGAUGUAUAAAAAAAGAAAAAAUUUUCUUGCUUUGUUUUUCUAUACUGAUGCUGUGGACGGAUUUUACUCAGGGCAGCUGGGAGAAUGCUGCGCAUGUUAUUCUACAUUAUACUUGUACAAUUUGAGGACGGGAGGAAAAUAUAAGGAAGAUAUUUGUAACAUUUAUCGCAGUCCCUCCAGAGUUAACGCCGGCGUUAAUGAUAUUCAUUUCAGGAUUUUGAGAUCUUCCUUGUAGAACUGUAUAACUCUGGAGGAGACGUCUAGGGUGAUGUGCGUUUGUACAUUAUAAUUGCAUCAUUGGAAACUUUCUUAGAAAGUCAUUCGCUUGCUGUAGAACAUGGCGGAUACGGCUUUUAUCAACUUCUGUCUUCUUUGUACUUUUUAAGUACCGAUAAGAUAAAGAUUAGUGUUUAGCGCGCGUGGAUGAGAUUAUAUAUGAUAAAAAUCCGUGUAAAUAAGAAAGCUACGAUAUAUAGAGGUACGGAAAGCAAUAUACAAUGUGGGUGGGCUCUCUUAAAGGGAAAUAUUGAAGAAUAUUGGAGGAUUGAUAUGUUUAUCGGCCUCUUUGCGCAAGGCCAAAGAAUUCUUUACGUCAUUAAUGAAUAAUCAUCUAGUAUAUAAAACAAAUUAUUUUUCUUAUCAUUGAGAACACACACGUUUCUCUCGCUUAUUCUUUUCUUGAUUUAUCAGCAUCUUGCGCGAAGUUCCAUGCAAAAUAACCCACAUUACAUGUUAAGCAAUUAAGUGUACGCUCGAGAAAAAAUCUGCGAAAUUGUUCACUACCUUUUCUAUUUGGUCCUGAAAUAAAGGGACGAAGGAAUUUUUCUUACGUCGAGCGUGCGUUUCGAAGAAGCAUCAAUAUAGACUUGGGUGUAAGUGAAUGCUUUUUUUUUUUAAAUAAUAUAUAGUAUAAGAGUGUAAAAGUAGAACGAAUGUGAAGUGUGCCGUACAAGAAAAAAAAUAUAAAAGGAAAAGAAAAAAAUACAAAUGGCCAUAUAAGUACACAGAUCUGUAAGCGUAACGAGUUUACGAUUGAAUGAUAGAGUGCGAGGGUAAAUGUACGCAUGUGAGUAAGAUAUACGUGGCAGAAAUUAUUAAUUGCUAGCCUUUAAGGAAAAUAAACCCAGCACCUUGUCGUAAAUAUGUAGCGUAAGGUACCGCUGAAUAAUACCGAUCGGCUGUCAAAUUAUUCUUCAUUUUCAUCCUUUUGUAUUUACAUAUUGUGCUAUCUUAUAUAGCAUGAGUAAAUCUCGAUCUAACAUUUUUGUUUAUCCACCACGAAACUAGAAUAUUUCACGAUUAUUUCACGAAGAUUGAAAUUGCAAUGAUGUUUUUUGUACAGUGGCUGGAUCGUAGUGUUAAGUUUCGGUGUAUCACAGCGGUCGGUUAUACAUGCUGUGCAUAUGAAUGCAAACAUUAUCAUUUUCAUUUACUUCUCAAUAACACGAAGGUGUAAGUCUUUUGCUAAGCGGCGGUUGACGAAAGAGAACGUAUAUUGUAAGACGUUGGUGUCCGCGUCGUGCCAACGCUGUAGCGCAGUAAUCCUACGAAGAACGAAUCACGAUGCGAGAAGAGCGAAAUUUCGUUACACUUUUACAAGAAAACAAAAAAAAAACGCGAAAAAAAAUAAAAAUAAUCACGUGUCAUAUAUAUUUUAAGUAUUACGUGUCCCGUUCCUUUCAUGUUUUGUCCGCACACUCUUCGUUGAGUAUUCUCCCGCCGCGGUAUCCACUUCUCGAUUGUUCUUUACCAGAAAUUCACAUCCGCGAUUGAUGUACAUCUUUCCGAAAAGAGCGCAUUUGUUUUUCAUGGAAAGAAAAGAUUAUUAAUGCAUUAUUAAUUAUCAAAUACUAAUUCUCGUGUUCAAGAUCGUCAUCAGAUAGUUUUUGAUUUCAAUGAACAUUCAAUCCGUUCAAAAAAAAGAGUGUGCGAUGAAUCGAGCGAAUUUCGAUCAUUUUCCUUGUUCUUGUAAUCGUAGUCGAUGUAUCAAUCGGAGGUAAAGUGGUAAGAGAAAACUGGAGAAUGUGUAAAUAAGAUUUAUCUAGUAGUAUAGUGCCUAUAUCCUAAAGAAGUAGGUCGGUAGCAAGUAGUGUACCCUUCCCAAAACCUUGUCCCGCAUCCUCACAAGUAUCAAUCUUCCCAUCAUCCUUCCCUCGCACAUAACACGCAUCCCUUACAUUUCUCACGGCCUUCUCAACUGACGCCAUCUCCCUAUCCUCGAAAUCGAAACAUUCCUCUUCUAAUCACAGCUUACGCUCACCUAUCCCUUUGAAUCCUCUAUUCUCCUCUCCACAUCACAGUCCCUUCUUCCAUUUGCGUCCCAAAAAAAUUGUUAUAAAACGAAAAAUGGCCAAAAAAUAUUUUUUAUUUUUCAUACCCACUUGUAUGUAGGACAUAUGAUAUAUUUUUUUGACACGGUUGAGGAGACGGAGCUUGAUUGCGAAGUAAGAGAGGAGUCGUUGUAUUGCAUCCCCGUUCGUUUUUUUUUUAGACUUCGCGUUGAAGAUAUUCAUACCACAUGCGUGAAAAAUGUCGUGGGAUGCAAUGGCGACUCUUUUAUUCUUUGCAUUUGGUGCGAUAUCUUACUGCUUAGUAUUAGACAUUUUGUAAACCGAAGUUAUUCUUCAGUUUUAUAAGAGUAAGAGUAAGAAAGGGAGAGAGAGAAUGAGAAAGAAUGUUCGGGAACAUGGGCUAAAGUCCACUCAUUUAACGUGCUCACGAUAGUACGAUUUUCAGUUAUAUUUUUUUAUUAAAUAUUCAGCAUAUUUUCUUUUAUCUUCUCUAAAAAUAAAAUAAAAGUUGGAGAACAGUAAUUCUUUUAUACAAAAAUUUUUAUUGUGUGAUGUUUUGAUCACAUUGAUAAAAUAAAAUUUUCGAAUAUUCAUGUGUAUUCGGCAUCUUUUUCAAGUAUGUAAAUGGGAGCGAUUUUCGGCACUUUCUAAAUGUUAAAAGUAUCACAUCGUGAGCACGAGGCGCUAAUUUCUCGACUUUAUUCAUAUUUAAGUGGCGCGCGUUUAGCCUAGCGAAACAUGUAAUGUUGAGACUGGAUUAUGAACGUACAAAAAGAAAAAACUUUAUUAUACCUGUAAACGACAUAUUAAUCGCUCCACGAUUCAAUCAACGCGCAUGAUCGUCCAGAGAAGCAAGAGUACUUGCAGCGUGAUCAGUUCGAUUAUUAAACAACAAUUCCUGCGAUUCGAAUUGUACAGAAAUCUGAUCACAGAUCGGUAAUGGCGUGAUUUGAGGAAAAAAAAACUGGUUUGUCAUUAAUUCCUCAUAAUUGAUCAUUAAAAUGUAUAUUUUUUAAGUGAAAUAUUAAAAAAAAAAACACUUUAUUAUAUAUACACUUUCUCCUUCACACACACAUCCUUUGACAUUGCACUUAUUUUUGUUUCUCGAUUUGCGCAGCAUACAGACUCGCGUUGUUUUACAAUUGUCGAACAGAAACAUUCACUAUUAGAUUUGUCUCAUCUCAUCGUGACAACUUCAAAGACAUCACGAAUCGAUAUCGAAUAAUAUAUAAGCGAGGAAAAAUGUUGAAUUUUUUUCAUAAUUAAUUCUCGGAAAUCUGGUUUCAUUAAUCAGUAGAAUACAGAAUGUUAGAUAUGGAAGGUGAAGUUGAAACGAAAUUAGAAACAAGAUGUACCCCAUGGGAUUUACAAGUUAGUAUUUUAUUUAGAAUUCCGAGGAUUAAUAUCUCGUAAUCUCCUUGAUAAACGUGUAUAAUAGUUUAAAAGACAAAUCGUAGCCCUAAAAGGACAUGUGGGACGUGUAUAUUACGCAGGUAUCUGUGUAAAAUUGUGACCAUGUCGAAGGGAUUUGUUUGGAACUGGAGGAAAUAAUUUUGACUUCACUUAAUCAGAGCGGAAAUUUUCACGGAACGAAAGAUCGUCCGCAGAGGAUUUUCUGAAAUUUUCUGAAAACAUAUUUGACAUGGUCGCGAUUCUAGAUCAUAUUUCAUUUCGUACGUACACACACACCGUCCUUCUUUUCGCGCAUCGACGUUCAAGUCGGCCACAAGCGUAUACAUGAGUACAAAUCGCAACCUUUUAAUUUUCACGUUGAUAUACAAGGUGUUUCAUGAUAGAGUAUAAAAGGCUUCGGUAAUUUAUCGGCAAGAUAAUCUUUAAUGGGAAGAUGCCCCAUGUAGAUCUUAUUCUGAAGAAUCGCAUUUGUACAACAUUUUCUUCUUUGAAGUAGCUACUUUACUGGAUUGUCGAAGCUCUUUACACUAUUUAUGGAACAUCCUUUACACAUCGGCGAACGCGACCGGACGGAAAUACACCCGACCGACUCAUAGUUAUUGAGCUCUCAAUUUUCUUCGCUCUCCGAAGAAAACGUCGAUUUAUCCUCGCCUUCGAUUUAAUGGAGAGUCGCGAUCGCGUUUUAUUAGCCUCGGUCGACAACGAAAAGCUCCGUUGAAAGCUGAAGGAUAUUUUCGGAUCAGUUAUAUCCUAUAGAAAAAUAUUGCGUCAACUUUGAGGAUACUAUCGAACGAAUCGGACACAAUCGAAUACGGCCAACUAUGAGGAACAAAAAGCGAAGAAAUCGGUGAGGAGGGUGUGUACACCUCCUAUAUCCUGAAGAAGCACUGCCGAUGCUUUCUGACAUAAGCAAAACGAUCGAGAACUUUAAACGCGGUAUCCUUGAGAGGAUUUCAAGUAUUUUUCUAUAAGGACUCGCGAUGCUCUUCGUGAUAAAGUCUUACAAAAAUUCGUCCUGUAUAUCAAUCAACCCAGCAAUCGCGUAAGAAUCUACCUUGUUGACCUUUUCCGAUGUUUAAUUGCAGUUACAUGGUUUCGGGAUUAACGAGAGAUCCGUUGUUGAUGAACCUUAAAACUUUACUAUAGAAAAGAGAGAAUAUACAGGUUGUCCCACGCGUAAAAUAUUACACAAGCUAUCGUCUCGGGACGUUUGUUACAAACAGUAACAAAAUCUUUUUUAGUGCUUCAGGACUCGCUAAGGACCUUUUACAUGAAAUAUAUCACUGCUUGAUGCGAAAUUAACAGAGACUCUCUUGAGGAAUCUACGGCGAUAUUCCACGUAUCACGUAAGACUCUCUGAGCGAAUCUCUGUGAGCAUGUUAUAUGUAUAUUAAAGAACUAAAAAUAUUAAAAAUAUCUCUAACGAUUGUUACUGUGUUUAACAAGUUCCGAAAUUAAUAUUUUACGUGGGACACCUUGCGUUUAUAUAUAUGUCGUCAUGGUGAUCCUCGAACUUCUGCGUACUAUUCAAUUACGCGACAACAGUAUUGUACUAUAUUAGUAUGCUCACAGUAACUCAGAGUGACUCGCACGACAUCAUGUAACAAUAUCGCGAUUUUUCUCACAUCAUUGACAUUAAUUUCUUUCGCUGCUACGAAGUGAACGAAGCGACGGUGCGGUGAGCCUCAUUCGGUUUCACUGUAUCGUUCUUCGGCGAUAAGAUACAAGGUACGAGAACUAGAGGCGAUCGCGAUACUUGACGACGGUGAGAAUUAUAAGCGUUACGAAACUGCUGAGUGAGUUUACAUAGAUACGAUUACCGCGUAUAGAUAGUAUGUAAGAGUGUAAUGGCUACAACAUCCUAUAAUAACGCGAGGAUUUUAAAGGAAUGCUUUUUGUAUUAUACAAGCGAUCGACUAAGUGAGAACGAAAAGUACAAGGGACACCGAGAGGGAGGGAGCGAGAGAAAGAGAGCGAGAGUGAGAGCUUGAGCAAGACCAAAACUUUGUCGAGAAUGUAGAAGAGACCGAGAGAUUUUUCGUUUUCCGAAAACGGCCGUCUCUUCUCUCUCUCUCUCGAGACAGAGAUCUACUUCAUGCGUCAUCAUAGACGCCUACACAAAUCGGUAUGAAGAGAUAGCGCGGAUAUUAAUGAAAAUAAGGAGGAGGAGGAGCGGUAUUAAGACCGAUACGAGGAGAACGAGCUGAGUCAAAGUCAAGGAAUUUGUAAUAUCGGUGUGCCAGACUAACCAUUAUUAGUCGUAUAGUUUAUUGGAAUAUAUGAAUUAUUAAUGGGAAAGUCGAAAAUAAAGAGGAGCA
Messenger RNA from Ooceraea biroi (clonal raider ant), 10272 nucleotides. RefSeq names its product MAP kinase-interacting serine/threonine-protein kinase 1. The record is from RefSeq and is a predicted model, not a curated record. Gene Ontology annotation, biological process: protein phosphorylation. Gene Ontology annotation, molecular function: ATP binding; protein kinase activity. Lineage: Eukaryota; Metazoa; Arthropoda; Insecta; Hymenoptera; Formicidae.